UGGAAAUUCCGCCCUUUAAGUCAAACGACAAACACCAAUCUGCGGACUACGACCCAACGAGACUUUGCUUGGCGGUCAUUAUUUGCCAAAGAUAAGAAGGACAGUUCAAUAAUCAUUGUCCGAGUCAACGAAUCACUAAAAGAAGCUCCCAGGAAAAACGAGAGCGUAGACGUGAGUGAAAUAAUACACAGGGACAAACUCUCCAGGUCGAAUCCAUGGAAAUCUGUGACACAUAAAGAAUUCUACGAAAAGCUCGAGGAAAAUUCUCAAGAUUUCAAAUUCCAAAGAGGAAAAGGAGAGAUUACACCAUCUAAAACAAAAGCGGUAGAAGAAUUAAUAAGCUGCGUUACGCAUGCCCCUGAAGUAAGAAUGAUAUGCCAAAACAAAAACAAUCUCAUUUCAACAUAUGGCAAGCAUUAUAAAGCGCCGGAUUGUAUCACCGUGCCUCAUUUACUAGAGAAGGAUGUGGAUUUCUCGCGACCUGUUCAGCCUCUCACUGUCCCUUAUUCAUCUAAAUCCUGGAAGACAUCGUAUAAUUUAGACUAUGGCUUAAAGCCAGAAGUGAAAUCAGUCAGAAAAUGCAGCUUCCCAGAAAUACCUUCAAUGAUAGAAUAUAGUGAUCCUCUCUAUAAAUCAGAAUGGACUACAUCAUAUGAAGACUAUGGGCAAAAAAGAGACUUCGCUAUUAACACGGUGCCACUGACGGAGCAGAUUGAGAAGUCCGAAGCAUCAAAUAUGGUUUUGUUGCCGAAUACUGAAGUGGGAAGGUUGCUCAAAUAUUAAAAAAAGACUUAUUGUUCACAAUCUGAAAGUAGACUAAUUCUUGACAAUUAUAUUUCUAUAAACACGUGUAAGGAAUUUAUUUUUUUGAUAACUGUAAUUUUGAAUAUCUCAUAUUCAGUAUCUUAUUUUUAAUUGUAUUUG
Molecule: messenger RNA, 924 nt
Organism: Stegodyphus dumicola
Lineage: Eukaryota; Metazoa; Arthropoda; Arachnida; Araneae; Eresidae
Source: RefSeq, a predicted model, not a curated record